This is a messenger RNA of Haplochromis burtoni (Burton's mouthbrooder), 2749 nucleotides long. It is a transcript of the gene herpud1, whose product is annotated as homocysteine-inducible, endoplasmic reticulum stress-inducible, ubiquitin-like domain member 1. Gene Ontology annotation, biological process: ubiquitin-dependent protein catabolic process; negative regulation of endoplasmic reticulum stress-induced intrinsic apoptotic signaling pathway; endoplasmic reticulum calcium ion homeostasis. The record is from RefSeq and is a predicted model, not a curated record. Bases 191 to 1399 code for a protein of 402 amino acids. Gene Ontology annotation, cellular component: endoplasmic reticulum membrane. The transcript is spliced from 8 exons. Gene Ontology annotation, molecular function: transmembrane transporter binding. Lineage: Eukaryota; Metazoa; Chordata; Actinopteri; Cichliformes; Cichlidae.
AUUCCUCCUCUAAAGUCCCGUAUGAGGACCAGCGGAGACACUUCUAGAGCCACCCAGGUCACUGCAGUUUCUCUUUGACAUAAGACGCACUUUCCCCCGGCCGCUCUUCGUGUUAGGGAGUCCAGCGAGUCACGGAGACAUCCUGUUUUUCUAGCUCACACAUCGCCAUUACAACCGGCAGACGGUAAAAAUGGAUGCAGGAAAUUCUGAACAAAAGGCGAUCACUCUCAUCAUAAAGACGCCCAACCAGGCUCAGGAGGACCGGACCAUCGAGGGAGUGAGCCUGCAGUGGACCAUAAAGGAGCUGAAAGCGCACCUGUCCGCUGUCUACCCGACCAAACCGGCUGUGAGUGACCAGAGGCUCAUCUACGCUGGCAAACUGCUGCCUGAUAACCUGCACAUUAAUGGACUCUUCAUACAGACGGACUCAAUUCCCACACUGCACCUGGUGUGUGCUGUUAGGAAUCCUGCCCAGGGACCUCUGGGAGCCAGACCCAAGACCAAAGAGCCACAUUCCUCCAGUCCACAGCCCACACCAGCCCAGACUCCCAGCCCACCAGAGCUGCGGCAGAGGAGGCCGGCCUCCGCAGCUCCAGCACACACACAGACUCCUGUGUGGCCUCCUGCUGCCAUGACUGGAGCUCCUCAGAUGACCCAGCCAACCUUUCCCACCUACUCCCUGUACAGCCCCCAGCAGCUGCUGUGGCUCCAGCAUGUCUACGCUCGACAGUAUUAUAUGCAAUACCAUGCAGCUUUAGCAGCAGCAGGCAGCAUUCCCACAACAGCUCCAACCAUUGGCCAGUACCCUCCUGUUCCCGCCCACCAAGUACCCGUCCCUGCCCCGCUAGCUGAUCAGAACCCCAUCAACAACCUGCCAGCCAAUCAGAAUCCAGUGCAGGAUGGCGCUUUCAUCAACCCCGGGGAGGCCAACCAGAACAUGCGGAUGAAUGCGCAGGGCGGAGCCGUUGUGGAGGACGAGGAGGGCAUGGAGCGCGAUUGGCUGGACUGGUUGUACUCUGCUGCAAGAUUCGGGGUCCUGAUGAUGAUCGUGUACUUCAACUCCAACCUGAGCCGCUUCCUGCUGGUGAUGGGCACCCUGCUCCUCAUGUACCUACACACCGUCGGCUGGUUUCCCUUCAGAAGGAGAGUGCAGGUCCCAGAACCCAACCAGCUGCAGCCCCCCGAGAACCAGCAGAACCAGAACAGGAACCCAAACCUGAAUCCAGCAGGUGAGCACGCCGACAGACAGCAGGAUGAACCAGCAGCUGAAGGAUCAGAGGGAACGAUGACAGCGGUGUUGGUGCCUCCUCACCGAGUGUCCGUCAUGUGGACGGCCUGGGUUUUCUUCAAAACCUUCUUCUCCUCCCUCGUACCCGAGGCCGCUCAGGCUGUGGCCUAACUGAACAUCUGGGACGGAGGACUGAUUGCAGACAGUUCCCGCUCUUCUGUCAUCUCUGCAGAUGUUUCUUGAAGCGUGGGUGGAAGGCGUUUACCGAAUAAUAAAUGGAUGCAGACAGAGCGCUGCACUUCAGUGCUCAGAGUUCCUGUGACUUUGAUCUUUCAAGUGAGCGGGAAGCAAACCACACCAGCAAGAAUCCCAAGAACUGCCAAAAAAUGUGGACAGAAUCAAAGAUGCAAGACCUGAAAAUAUAUUAAUAAAUCCUCCAACAGGAUCCCAGCCGACCUGACCACAUACAUCCACUGCCUGCCACCAGCCCCCCACCCUGAUCGUUCCCUCCUUUUGUCCACAAAGUGGCAGCGGGUGCCGAUAAUCCUCCUGAAAGCUGAAACUGUUGUGCCUAAAACGCUCUUCAUGUAACGACGUUUACAUCCACAUGCCUUCUGAUUUAAAAUCAUGUGCCACGCCGUGGUCGCUGCGUGGCCCGGCUCCGUGAAUCAGUAUUCGGCUCAUCCGAGGACGCGUGGGUGCACGGGUGUCUGUAACACUCAAUCGGACUGAAACGUUCGCCUCUUCCAAAAGCGGCUAAACUUAUCUUCGCAUUGAAUUUUUAAAAUCAGGGUCCUCAAAAUUAUAUGUAUAUAUAAGGAUUUCUGUUAUUCAUAUAUUUAGGGACCUUUAUUUGCUUCCUUACACUUUUUAUAGUUAAUCAGAAACAAGCUGAAGGUUUGUCCAAACAUCCACAUUAACACAAGUGAAAACGACACUUUACUCAUGUUAUUUUCCCUUUCAGUGAGUGGCAAUUGUGACCAAAUACAAUUUGAAAUCAAUCUGUAAAACAGUGAUGGCGGUGCAGCUUAAAAUACGUUUUGUAAUUGUAUUGUAUGUACACGAAGCACUUUAUAACAUGUAUCUUAUGCAAAGAGAGGUUGUGAUUUCUAUUAAUGCCGAGUUGCUUUUACUGUCAGAGACUGGACAAAGUUUCGUUUUAAAGUGUGACUUGAUGUGAAACUGAAAUUCAGUUCAUCAGCUGUGCUUGUUUUGGGUUUUUUCUUUGGUCCUCAGAAGAGAAUAAACAGAUGUUAAUAUCAUAACAAUGCCUCUGAAAAGAAGCAGCUUUUAGCAGAGGUUAAAGGUCACAGCCCUUCCUGUAAUCCAGUCUAGUUUGCUUAGCGCUUAAGCCCCGGGUGUUAGCACUCCGGUUCCCUGUGAGGGGACGACGGUCGCUCGUGGGUCACAGUCUGCGAUUGGAAAUUUCUUUUUUAAUCGUCUUUCCAUUACAAAUGGAUGAAUGCUGUACAGUGAAGUGUGUUUUCCAAUAAUGGAUGCAAUAAAUAUUCUUAACUUUAA